CCGAGACGCCGCAGGUCAAGCACCGGGUGGCAAAGCAGCUGGCCCGGGCCGUGGAAGGUGGCCAGGCCACCGCGGCCUGUGACGCGCACCUCGGCGCCCAAGGCCCGUAGCCGCGCAGUUUCCUCGGGCGUCAGGCCGCCGCGCAGCCCGGCCGUGUACACGGGCCCCGCGGGCUCGCAGAGCAGGAGCGCGCCCGCCUCAGUCCCCGACGGGGCCUCAGUGCCUGGCUCGGUCUGCAGCCGCCGCAGCCAGCGGUCCUGCAGCCCCAGUAGCUCGGCGUACGGCACCCGACCCAGGCGCACCAGCCGAACUGCGGGUUGCCGCAUCGUCCCCGCCGCGGCGUCCGCGGGGCCCCGCCCUCUCCCUGGGCCUGGGGGCGUGGCCUGAGGGGCAGGGACUCAGGGGCACACCCCGAGCCGCAGCUCCCAGGCUGAGCAUCCGUAAUCUAAAAAUCUGAAAUCUGAAAUGCUCCAAAAUCCUAAACUUUUUGGGUACUGACAUUAUGCCACAAAUGGAAAAUUUCAUACCUGACCUUAUGUGAGUUGCAGUCAAAACACAGGUGCAAAAGACACAGUUCAUGCAACAUCCCCAACGGGAAAAAGACCCUCCCCACUCUCUUCUGCUGCAGUUUUUCUGCUCACACCUGGAUUUCCCCAUGCAUUCCCACAAAAGGUAAUUAAAUGGCACGUGUGCAGGCUGGACACGCCAACAACAGGUUUCCCACAAUGCCCCACAUGGGGCCAAGACCUAUGUGCAUUACUCGCUGCAUUUUUUUGCUUAUUCUCUGCUGUGUGGUGUAAAUAUAUUGUUGAAAAUGUCAAAAAGACCUAAAGAUACCCCUGUGAAUACCAGUGAUAAGAAAAAGAGGAAGCAUUUAUGUUUAUCUAUAGCACAGAAAGUCAAGUUGUUGGAGAAACUGGACAGUGGUGUAAGUGUGAAACAUCUUACAGAAGAGUAUGGUGUUGGAAUGACCACCAUAUAUGACCUGAAGAAACAGAAGGAUAAACUGUUGAAGUUUUAUGCUGAAAGUGAUGAGCAGAUAUUAAUGAAAAAUAGAAAAACACUUCAUAAAGCUAAAAAUGAAGAUCUUGAUCGUGUAUUGAAAGAGUGGAUCCGUCAGCGUCGCAGUGAACACAUGCCACUUAAUGGUAUGCUGAUCAUGAAACAAGCAAAGAUCUAUCACAAUGAACUAAAAAUUGAGGGGAACUGUGAAUAUUCAACAGGCUGGUUGCAGAAAUUUAAGAAAAGACACGGCAUUAAAUUUUUAAAGAUUUGUGGCAAUAAAGCAUCUGCUGGUCAUGAAGCAGCAGAGAAGUUUACUGGCAAGUUCAGUGAUGGUGAUGAACAAGAUGGUAACUUUGAAGGAUUCUAUAUGUCACGUGAGAAAAAAAUAAUGUCUGACCUCCUUACAUAUACAAAAAAUAUACAUCCAGAGACUGUCAGUAAGCUGGAAGAAGAGGAUAUCAAAGACGUUUUUAACAGUAAUAAUGAGGCUUCGGUUGUUCAUUCAUUGUCCAAUGGUGAAGUAACAAAAAUGGUUCUGAAUCAAGAUGAUCAUGAUAAUAAUGAUAAUGAAGAUGAUGUUAACACUGCAGAAAAAGUGCCUAUAGACGACAUGGUAAAAAUGUGUGAUGGGCUUAUUAAAGGACUAGAGCAGCAUGCAUUCAUAACAGAGCAAGAAGUCAUGUCAGUUUAUAAAAUCAAAGAGAGACUUCUAAGACAAAAAGCAUCGUUAAUGAGGCAGAUGACUCUGAAAGAAACAUUUAAAAAAGCCAUCCAGAGGAAUGCUUCUUCCUCUCUACAGGACCCACUUCUUGGUCCCUCAACUGCCUCUGAUGCUGCUUCUCACCUAAAAAUAAAAUAAAAUACAGUGUACAGUAACCUUUUAGUCAAAACAGCAUCAUACUUGGAAACUGAAAGCCUACUGCUAUUUGUUGUUGUUGCUUAACAGCUGAUACAGGUAUUCUGGUGACACUACUGUGCUGGCUUACUUAACCUGAAUACACUGUUUUUUUCAUUGUA
Molecule: messenger RNA, 2022 nt
Organism: Pongo pygmaeus (Bornean orangutan)
Lineage: Eukaryota; Metazoa; Chordata; Mammalia; Primates; Hominidae
Exons: 2
Coding region: 815-1864 (349 amino acids)
Cellular component (GO): nucleus
Molecular function (GO): DNA binding
Source: RefSeq, a predicted model, not a curated record